AUGUCGCAAAAAGUUAAGCUCUUGACUUUCAAUUGUUGGGGCUUGAAAUACAUCUCAUCUCUUAGAAAAGAGAGACUUCAAGCUAUAGCAGAAAGAUUAGCACACCCUACUAACGAUGAUGAGAGCUACGAUAUAGUCGCUCUACAGGAGAUUUGGUGCGAAGAGGAUUGGUCUUUUAUAAGCGAUUUAUGUAAGGAAGAGUACCCUUAUAGAAGAAUUUUCAAGUCAGGGAUUAUAUCAGGACCAGGAUUGGCCAUUUUAUCGAAAAUCCCGAUAGAAUCUACAUUUUUGUACAGAUUCCCAAUUAAUGGUAGAUCAUCUGCAUUUUUCAGAGGUGAUUGGUAUGUUGGUAAAAGUAUAUCGGUCACUGUGUUAAAUAAUCCACAUGUUAAUGGUUUCAUACCCAUUGCUAUCUUGAACUCUCAUAUGCAUGCUCCAUAUGGAAACCAUACUGGUGAUGCAGCUUACUCUUGUCAUAGAGCUUGCCAAGCGUGGGAUUUUGCUAAGCUUGUGAACUUUUUGAAAAGAGCAGGAUACGCUGUGAUCCAAGUGGGUGAUUUGAAUUCCAAGCCAGGAUCCUUGCCGUAUAAGUUAUUUACAGUAGAAGGAGGACUAGUUGAUCUGUGGGUGCAACAUAAGUUAGAUAGUGAGCCUGUAAAUCCGGAAUCGGCUUCAGGUGCAGACAUCAUAACUUCGCCGAAUUCGAGAACUCCAUUAAUAUCAAAAACCAACCCAGUUGAUGAUAUCGGGCUCUUGUCACCGGUUGAUCAAGUGGAGAUUAGUGGUGUAACCUGCGAUUCCAGAUUGAACACUUGGAGGCUGUUUAAGAAGCCACAUGAGGCAUGUAGACUCGAUUAUGCAUUUAUUGAUCCAUCUUAUUUGGUGACAACUAAAGCAAAAGUAGUUUUCACUGAGAAGUUACCACCUCCAUUAAGUUGUUCGUAUUCAGAUCAUUUUGGUUAUAGUGCAGAAUUCUUAGUCAAGCCAAGUUCUAAGGACAACACUCCCUCAAUUUCAUCUCCAAACUUAACGGACAAGAUCAAUGUAUACAAAGAAUUAUUAUUAGAGUUGAGAGAAUAUCAAAGAUUUACAAUACCUAAGCAAGUUACUUGGAGAAAAUACCAUUUCUUUUUAGGAAUGUUUACGUUGGUGUUGUUCCACUUUGUCAUGCCUUGGGCCACUGCGUUGAACCCAAUAUUCUCUCUCAUUAUUCUAUUUUUAAGCACGACAGUAGCAAUAACAUCAGUUCUCAAUGGAUUGAUUUGGUAUUUUGGGGUCAGAUCAGAGCACAGAGCUUUACAGGAAGUUCAAAUGGAGGUAGAGGACGUACUUGAGAGUACCAAAAGUGUAUAA
Dujonia railenensis is the source of this 1353-nucleotide messenger RNA. NCBI's taxonomy places the organism in Eukaryota, Fungi, Ascomycota, Pichiomycetes, Serinales, Debaryomycetaceae. The record is from the annotation of a GenBank genome assembly.